This is a messenger RNA of Liolophura sinensis, 12484 nucleotides long. RefSeq names its product protein unc-80 homolog. NCBI's taxonomy places the organism in Eukaryota, Metazoa, Mollusca, Polyplacophora, Chitonida, Chitonidae. The transcript is spliced from 57 exons. Gene Ontology annotation, molecular function: monoatomic cation channel activity. The coding region runs from base 350 to 10786 and encodes 3478 amino acids. The record is from RefSeq and is a predicted model, not a curated record. Gene Ontology annotation, biological process: monoatomic cation homeostasis. Gene Ontology annotation, cellular component: axon; cation channel complex.
UUCUGUGAAAAAUAUGGAUUUUUCUCUAGCUUGAAAGCGAAGUGUUGUUGCUUUAACGGAGAUAGCGCGCGCGAUGUGCGAAUCCAAGGGAAAGACGUGUCCGUGCGGCCUUCGCUAUGAAGUGGCUUGAAUUUCUCUCGCCUCGGAAUUUUCUCUCCCCUCUGCCUGAUAAAAUAGUCGAUACUUCCCACGGCUGUUGUCUCUGUGUGAAAUGAUUUGCCAAGGGAUGCCGCUGUCAAAGUCUCCAGCCGAGAACGAAACCAUAUUCGAGUGGAUUUUCUUUCAUCAUGCUCGUCCAUAUGUGAAAUACGGUUGUUGGUGAAAAUGGAGUCAAAUAUCGGUGGAUUUUAUGUUUAGUAUCAAAGAUCCGUGUUAUUACGAAGAAAGCACCAUGCCAAAGAGGAAAUCGCCUGGUAGUGACGAUCUAGAGGGGGAUGAGACCAUCCCUCUUCCCAUACAGAUGUUUUUCUGGCGUCAGACAAGUCCGUUCAUUCGCCCCAAAGGUGGGAAGCUAUGUGAUGCUUCAUGUGUGUCCUUUGAGCGAGUUGUUGUGCAGAACAUCCAUCAUGGGUUGUCCCCUUGUCUGUGUGAAGCCAUACAGAGUGUGUCUCGCUGGAAGCUCGUGCAGGCCGCGUUCCCACAUGUCAUGCAUUCCUGCGCCGCCCUCCUUACCAACCGCAAGCAGAAAGAGCCGGAGUCCAAGCUGGGACCGAGCGAAACCAAGCUGCUCUACACACUGCACUGGACAAUUUUGGAUGCAGCGUCUGAAUGUGAGGACAACGAAGCUGAGCAGCGAAUGUUUGGUGGCGGAAAACCUGUUGCGCGUACCUACAUGCAUUCUCUGAAUGUUGUUCAGCUUUUCGUGUACUUGUUUGCGCCCCUCAUCCACAGCUUGGGCGAUGAUGACUUUCAGUCUCUGAAACUGGAGAGCGGCUUACGACUGUGGCAGCCAUUGUGGGAGUAUCGCCAACCUGACAUUCCUUGCUUUUCAACCCUGGUCAAGCCUCAGAGAAAUGUUUUGAAAGCGCAACGGAGCGCUUUGAAAUUCCACACUAAUGCUGCGAACAUUUACAUCGGUAAAGGAUCUUCAACAGAAAAUAUAUUCCUUGGGGUUGUGACCUCGAGCAGAAACAGUAUCCAGGAUCCGUCUUCCCCAACAGCCCCCUUAGCAACCAUGAGUGACAUUUGCCCACCCAUAUCCACCUCUGAUGCGCAGUCUGCCACAGCGUUUGAAGUCAUCUGCGAGGUGUGUAAUACGGUGUUGUCGGCGAAAUCUGGAGAGGCGCCAGCCUGCACUUGUGGACGCAAAGAGAGCUACACAAAUCCGUUUGAGCCCAAACCAUCGGGUGGACAGCGACUUGCACUUCCCGUUGACAAGGAUUACAUGAAGCAGAGGCUCGCCAGUGCAAUGUCGACGGUAGUGCGUGGCCAGGCCGAGGCAGCUCCCGAUGUUUUCAGCGCCAGCUACUUUGAUGUGGCAGUGCUACGCUGCUUGUUUUGUCUUCACUGGGAGGAGGACGGCGUCUACUGGGCACUGCGCUAUAUCCACAACCGUCUGUUGGAGAUUUGUGACGAGUAUCAAGGGCUGCAGUUCUGCGGAAGAGAGAGGAGCAAGUCUUUGCCCAUUCCAGAUAUCCAGGUGACCUACAACCAGCCUCUCAGUCCAGUACCCCCUGGGGUGGCCAAGGAUGCUAAAAUUGAUGACGCAUUGGACAUCGCCCAACCUAUGAUGCCUCUGUUUGAAGAGACGAAUGCUGCGAUGACAGCAAAGGUAGAAAAGCCUGAAACUCCAAACGCAAGUCCAACCCACACUGUGUCAACUCCCAGAACACAGCCCCCAUUCAAGAAAAUUAGGGUUAGUGAGCUGCGACAAUUCUUUGAAACAGGGCAAGCAUUGCCAAAGCAGAUUGAGGAGAACGAAACCCCGCCUACGGAGCCUACUCCACCAGACAGAGAAGAGAGCCCAGUGUGUCAUGCGUCCGAAAAAUCCCUCAAGGAUGAUUCGUCAAGUUCCUACACAGGAUCAAAUAUUGCACUUGAACAUGACCAUGACCUUCCUAGGCCAAGCUCCGCCCUUGCAAAAUACCCUGGAGAAAACGGCAAAGAGCUUGGUGUUCUCUCGGAGGACGAAGUGCUUGUUGACGUGAACAGACGAAAGAGCAUGCCCUCAUUGCGCACCACGGAGCGCGAAGCAGAGCGCGGCGACAAUGACUCACAAGGGGAUAGCAGCCAGCAGAGCAGUCGAACUUCGUCAGGGUCACAUGUGGACUCUGUCCCACAUAACCUCCACAACAAAGGGGAACAACUCACCAUCAAGCCGAUCAUCACUAUCACUGAGGACAGCCCAGAGCCUUCACCGUGCGAAAAGCUUCAGCUUUUGCCAAAGCGCGGCAGCAUGAUAUCCCAGCAGUCCAUGUCUUCCAGCGUUCCAACGACGGGUAUGACUCGAAGCCUGACUGACUCAAACAUUGUGUACAAUGAGGUAGAGGAUGUCCAGGAGGUCAGUGGAGCUGUCCACUACAUCCAAGCCAAUGGUCACCUCAACUACAAGGUCAUCCUCAAGGCUGUUCACUUUGUCUCUAUAAAUCAGAAGAGUCCACGAGUUUGUGAAGUCCUUCUCAACAUCCUCAACUGCCUGCUUGACUUGGAAAUCUUGAAGCCGCCGCGGAAACCCAAACGCUCCACUAAGAAGAAGAAAAAUGCGAAUGGACCCAACAAUGGGAAACCGAGUGCCAACAAACCCAGCCCACAUGUCACUACACACAACCUUGCCCUGGAUAGCAUGCUGAGAAUUUACCAAGCUUUGGGAUGUCCUCAUGGAUGUGGUGAUGGGGCGCGUGGUAUCCAUGGUGAUGACCUUCGUCUCAAGGGUCAGAACUGCUUACACAGGCUGCAGCGCCUGAACCCAGAGGUGUUCCGUCAGUAUUUCCGUGAUGCUGUGAACAAGCCUUCAUUACAGGAUAUUGUUGACUUUCUUCACUCCUUCCUGGGAUUCUGCAUCGAUCCGUCUCAGGCUGCAGCCGCUUCCAUGUCUCACUCACCACAAGUUCACAAAAAGUCAGUUUCUCAGGAAGGACUUUCUCGAAAUGGCUUCCACAACAACUUUGGUCACAGCAUUGGAGGGAUUGGCUACCGUGGUGUAGAGGGAGUGCUCAUGUCUAAUAUCCUCAAACCCUUUGUGACAAAGUGUGUCACUUCCUGGAAAGAUAUCAGUAACCAUGACAACAUUAGUUUGUUCUGUGACAUCCGACAACUUCUGACGUACAUUAAGGAGAUUCAUGGCGGAACAUUUCGUAGAGUGGCGCUCAGCGGUCUCCUGGAUGCCAGUCUCAAGUUAAAACAGAGGACCUCCAGUGAUUCACCUCAAGGGAGACAAUCCAGACGACGUUUUGAGACGUCAGGGCAUUAUUACAAACGGAAUGUGUCAGUGAACUGUGACCACAAUGAGGAGCGCGAUGGACCGCGCUCACCCAGCUACAUGGAUGAUCCCUCAGCGCAAAAGUCACGUCGCUCCAUCUUUCGCAAGAAGAGGAAGCCUCUUGUGAUGCAGCUUGGGACUGCCAGCGACUCUGAGCUUCUGGAAGAAGCUAUUCACAGUAAACUCAGCCCUAGGACUAGUAUUUGUAACAACAACGAGGAUGACCCACCCUCCGGACCCAGCACGCCGAAGCGGCGCUUCAGCAAAUUCCAGCUGGCCUGGAAGAGGCAGACCAAGUCUGACCACGAGGAUGAGGUGGCCAGCGACCCACCCCCCACAGCCUUGCUUGACCGACGGGAGAGUAAGAGCGAGGGACAGUUCCAGCGUAAACGCAUGUCGUUUAAGGCCGCCAGUCACGCAACCAUGACCUUCCUGAGCGCGCGGAAACGCAUUGAAGACGGGCUGAAGAACCUGGGGAAGAGGAUGAGUAAAAGAGGCAGCACCGAUGGUUUUAAUCGGCGGGGUUCGUGUGAAGUUGGCGGGUCUUUAGGUACCGAGGUUGUCAUUGUUAAGGAGAAGAAACUAGUGGAUCGUUAUCUGGUGAAAUCCGGAAUGCUCAGGUUCUCCUUCCUGCUGGAAUGCUGCCAUCCUGGAACUUUGCCAGAUCCUCAACUUGUGGCAGCCAUGUUGGAUUUGGAAGCUCCGGUGGUCGCCCGAGCAGCACUGUUGUUGGAAUGCGCACAGUUCAUUCAUCGCUGUAACCAUGGCGACUGGCCAAACUGGAUGAAACUGAACCUGCCGAGUUUCCGUCAUUCGACAGCGGCCCUUCAGAAUCGUGGCCAGCCAUCAGCGUACCGGCGAAACUUGAUCAUCCAGAGAUUGGCAGGGCGAAUGUUUUACUCGUGGGCAGAGGCUCUAGGCUACCAGCUGGAAUAUGUGUUGGGUAAAGAGCACACAGACCGGUAUGCCGUCCUCAACGAUGUGAAGGAGGAGUCGAGGAAAGGACUGAGGAACGAGGAUGAUGAAGAGGAUUUCCUCGACGAAGCCACUGUGAACCACACGGGCUUUGACUGUCCUUACGCCCUCAAAAUGAUCGCCUGCAUGGUACUAUUUGAGGUUACCACGUUUCUAAGGGAGACCUACCAGUUUCUACCCAAAAUGAAAGGCCCCAAGAAAGAGGUCAACGUAGGGGAGAAAACUCAACCAGCCAGGCGAUGGAGCGCAGCUGUCAGCAGUUCAGGGCAUUCCGAAAAAAGUUCUGAGUCCAACAUUGCAGAAUUGCCGCAGUCAUCAGUCGGAAGUCCUGGAGACAGGAAGAUCAGUUUUGCAGUGUAUGGACUACAGGAGCGCUCUGAUUCUCUACACAGCAGUACCACGUCCUUGUCUAUGGCCGAGCCCGGCGAGGAGAAGAAGGGAAGCAGAAGAGUUACUAGUACUCAGGGGAGAACAAAACUGCUGAAGCACUUCAGGAGAGGAUCUGGCCACAACUCAAGUUUUCGACACAAUCGCAGUUUUAAAUUUAAACGCCAAGAAGGAGGGAGCAUAAAGAGAUUUGGCAGCGUUAAGUCCCGAAAAGUGAGCAGCCAAUCACUGCGGUCGGAGGAACGCUCGGAGCUGGAGGAGCAUGCAGAUGAUGCAGAAUCGUCAGGGAUGCUGAGUGAUGAGGCGCAAGAGAGUCCUGCGGAUAGCGAUGGAGAUGAUCUCCACCAGAAUAUGCCCUGGAUAAAGGUGGUGAUUCAGCUGGCAAACCUGUCAAACUUCAUCUGCACGCAUGAGGGUUUCUGUCAUCCCGACUGCUCUGAGCGACAGCGUCGUAGUUGCGCCCGUCUCAUCACCGCCGUCAAAAAAGUGUAUCAGUCCACGGAGGCUGACACGAAGAGAGAGCAGGAGAAACAGCGUUCUGACAGCAGGAGGGAUUUCUUCAAGGAGAAGCUCAAGAGAAGGGAGUCAAUUUUCCAACAGUCUUCACCGACGAGGAGAAGGGAGAGCACUCCGCUGCUGGAGAAAAUCAAGACAGACGUGUCGAUGACAAAACUGAAGCUGAACCAGCCUGUGAAAAAGGAGGACAAACCCAAGGAGCCUAAAGAGGAUCAUCCAAUCAUGAAGUAUAUUCUCACACAGGCUCAGCGUCUCACUCAGUCCACACUGGCUAUCAUCACUAAAGCAGCCCCAACCCUCACAGAGGAACAUUUUAUCGAUAUUGUUCCCGUGGCCUGGGAGCUUCUGCUGGAUGUUGAUCAGGAAAUCGCUGCAUCUGCAGCUUCGGUGUUUCUGCUUUCAUCUGUUAAAGCUCCAGAGAGAACGCAUGAAAUGAUGAUGCGACAGUUACAACACGAUGACACAGCUCAGAGGGUGUUUGCUGUGUUAAGAUUUGGUAUUUUGUGGAAGUUCCGUUUUCAAGUCUGGCCUCGAAUGGAAGAUGGUGCUGUCAGCUAUUUCAAGGUCCCUCCUCCUGGGAUUGAUUUCACCCUCCCCUCCCCCACCAUUGGGCUUCCUAACCUUACAGUCAUUGACCCCCCGUGGACUCCACACUUCAAGGCCAAGAUCGAAGAGGUCACCGUGAACCAAGAGGAAACUAAAUCACUUGUAACUGCGACAACAACCCGUCGCAAACAGCAGCAGGAAAUGAUCUACAAAGCUCUUCUGGCCGAGGAGGAGAGAAAGAAGAUUGGCCGAGAAAACUUCCCCAUGACGACGAUAUCUCCCACUCAGCAAGCUGCAUAUGAGCCAGCGUUACACCACGUGAACGAGGACCAUGAAGAAGCAAUGCAAGAGGAAUUGAACUUGGCUGCACGGCGAGUAUCAUUGGCACCAGUCAAUCGAGCUAAUAUCCAAAGUCGCAGUUUGUCCUGGCGGAACGGAAGUUUACACUGGGGCCGGGUUUGUCUUGAAGGAGAAGAAGAGAGAGCUGAGCACUGUCACCACAUGCAGUUGGCACAGUCAUUCUUCCCAUCAACCAUUUGUGCGGCCAUUUUACCCAUAAUCCACCUACUCGAUGACAGUGAUGUUAAUCCUGAAGGAGUGGCUGUGUCAGAAGUGGCCAAUCGGGUGAUCUGGAACUGUAUUGUGGAAGAUCCUGUGUUGUUCCUGAGACACUUCAAUGAGAAACUCACCAAUAGGGAUAGACAGGAGGAGCUGUUGUUUCUGUUACGUAAGCUGCUCCUUCACUACCCAGACCUGCCAGCUCAGAUUGCUCAUUCUCUCUUCAACUAUCUGAUCGGGUUCAUCAUGUUUUACGUGCGGACACCAUGUGAGGGAGGACAGGAAGCCAUAGGGGGCGCUCUGUCGCUCCUGUGGCAGGUGAUCCCCUGUGUGGAGGGCAUUUACUUCAAGGACCUCAAGCAGACGCUGAAGAAAGAACAGUGUGAUCCAUACUUGAUGGUGUCUGCUCUUGUGGCCAGUACAAAGAAAAUUCUGGUCCAUGGACCUGAUCUCUCCAGUAUUCCUUCACAGCUUCCAGUACAUGAGGACACUCAGUUUUACCAGAUUCUACAAGACAGCUUAGAGUUUUUCAACAUUCCUGAAGAUCAGCAUCACUCCCACUUCCUGGUGGACACAAAGUCUAAUCAGAUGCACAACAUGAACUCCUACGUGAGGGACUUUUACUAUUUCCGUCGUAACUUCUACCCUCAGCUGAGCCUGGUUCACAUGAACCCGGAGGACGCCUCCAAGGCUCUGCAGAAACAGGCCUUUACCAUGAAGUUUGUAGAGACAGGUAAAGUGAUGUUCACCACCCAGAUCUUGCAGAGUACCCCGGCACAUCAGAUUCAGACUCAUGUGGCCUUCCUGCUGGAAGAGUUCAUGAAGCUACCAUCGUUUCCGAGAAAGGCGUUAGAGGCGGAGUUUGGACUGUAUGAUGGACAUUGGGGAAAGGAACUCUUUGGGAUGGACACUUUACAUAAGUAUGUCUGGGUCAAGCUGAUGCGUGCGUUGUUCACAUCAAUGUCGGACACGCUGACAAGAUCACAGGAUCUCCCGCUCUUCCUAAACGUGAUCAACGGGACGAUCAUCCUGCACUCUGAGGAUACAGCAAUCUUGAGGGUGUGUCUGGGCAUACUGAUCAAUGCCUCAAAACACUUCAAACACGUGUUUGCCACCAAUGGUUACCUGUACCUGGUGCCUACCUUACUGAGAGUGUACAGCAACAACCAGCCAAACACAGUUCUGUCUAAAGCCAUCACAUUUGUGUGUAAACAGUUCUACCUGCUGCAUAGAAAGCCCUUUGUUCUACAGAUGUUCGGUGCUGUGGCCCCCAUCCUGGACAUGAACAGUCAUGUGACUGGGAUGAUGAACAUGAACAGAGUGCAGCCGGACUGUUUAUUCCAGUUACUACUGGAUUUGGAGCAGGAUAUCCCGGAUGAGCUGGACAUUUUGGAUCUGGUGGAUGGAGAGAAACCCCUACGAGCCUUGGAUUUCUGCUAUGAGGAUGACCCUGGCACCAUAACAAUGAUAGACGUGAUCAAUAUGUGUGUGACAGUGGUUGCAUAUGCCCCAGACUCUGCAAGAGCGGUGCAGAUGUUGACAGUUUUAGAGGUCGUAAUGCCACGGUAUUUACAGUAUCUGAAGAAACACACAUCACGACUGGACAGCCCUGUAGCCGCCAGACAUGAAAUCACCAAUAUCAACAACCUGUCAGUUUCCAUGAGAGCCCUGAUUACCUCGUGUGAAUCCUACACCAGGAGUAUGAGCAUCCCGUCACGUCACCUGGAGAAUGUGAACCCUAACAUCAAAACGAUGCAGAACCAUAGCAACCAUUCACCCCAGGGCUGUAGUGUGUACUAUGAAGAGAGGGAGGAGUCCCAUGCAAGCAUCGUGCACAGAUACAUGGAGGAAGGACGCAAGAAGCAAUACACCCAUGACCCAGAUGACCUUGAGAUGAGGAAUGAGUUUCGCAAACCUCGUGAUGCCCUGCUGAACAUUGCCGUGGAUUUCUUUGUGACCUGUGUGCUCCGUCUGCGAGAGUUACGACGGAUGAUGGCAGAUCCAACCUUCAGGCCUCCGGAGCUCUUUGACCCCAAAACACACAAUCGCCUUGCCGACAUUGUCCACACCCUGCUGAAGUUAGCACCGUAUGAUCCCCAAACGAUGAGGUGUGCCGGACUGCAGAGGUACAUGACAGAAGCAGUGCCCCUGACGGACUGGUCCGUGGAAGCCGUGCGCCCUGCCCUGUAUCUCAUCUUACGCAGGCUGGACAGACUCUUCAGCAAGAUUGCCAAGAAGCAGUAUCUUAGGAGGCAGAUGGAUUGGGAAGCCACGGCUAAUAUUCUCAAAGGUCUCUACACAACCCUGAGCAAGUUCACGUUUGUGGCUCAUCUUCCACAUCUUAAGACUGUGAUUAAUGUGUUACUGAGUAUUAUUCUAUCCACAACGGGCCCUGCGUACCCAGAGACAGGACUCCAGGGUAGUCACCGUAGCGACCACACCUCAUCAACCUUGACCUCUAACCCCCCACACACCUUCUGCUCUGCCGUCGUCAAGCUUGUUGCCAUGCAGAUGCAACUGCUAGGGGAGCAGUAUUCUCUGGAGUACAUAUGUGGGGGUCUGUCAGUCUUCCCUACCCAGGAGCGAUGCCUCAACAUGCUGGUGAACUUUGUGCUCCCUCUUUGUGUCAGGGUGGGGUCAGGCAGACGAGAUUCUCCCAAAAUUCGGCCAGUGGAUAUUGCGUUUGGACUGACCAUUUUGGUGAAUGCUCUCAACCCUCCAGCCAAGCCUCCCAGUCAUUCCAACUCAUCCACGAAGAGUAGCCAUCACCUGUCCCUUAACGAACACAGCCGGUCUAACAGUAUAUCCCACUCUGACAAAGUGUAUCUAAAGAAUGCAUCUGAGCUGGUCUUACAGACAGCUUACCUGGGUUUGGAAAUCCUGAUGGUGUGUUUUGACAAGCAGCUGGCUCCUGAAUGGCACAAAGUUACCAAAUGUGUGCACGAAAUAGCUGGCUCUAAUAAUGGUGGCCUGCCUUUGUGGAAAUUCCUUGACUUUGUCGUCACUCAUAGGCCCUCCAUCUUCCUUCAGCUCCAGCCAUUCAUCGAGUUCAAGAUGAUGAAGGUAAACUGCGAUACAGCUCAAGAGUACUUCCUGCAGCAGACCAUUAAAGAGAAGAUCACGGGGAAUCUGCCUCACCCACGCUGUAAUGGGAGUGUCCUAGUUCAGUUGGCCACAGAGUUACGUCAGAUCAAGGAAGAGAUUACUUCUGCGGGCGGUGUAGGGGUGUAUGGUGAAUAUCGACCACGAACUGCUACUAUGGCAACUGACCGCUCAGACCAUUCUCAAGCGUUUGACCAUCGUCAGAGGAUGAGCAUCUCUGAAGUACCCCCUGACAUCAACCCUCCUAAACCCAUGUUAGCUACCAUUGGGAAGAGACCAAGUAAAGCCACAAUUCUGUCUCAGUCCAGUUCCAGCACCGGAGUGCCUGUCAGGACCCUGGCCCGGGGGUCAAGCGUGGACACAGCAGGGGGCAGUCCUCUCCUUAACCGUCAGCAUUCCAGUAAGCGCAUCAUUGCGCGCGAGGGCAGUCGUAUCCUGGAGAAGUUCAGCAGAGUGCAGAGUGUGCAAGAGGACGAUAUAACUGCACUAGAUACUACAGUUGCUGCAUCUCCAGUUCUACAACGACAGCCGUCGAUCUGUUUCCGUCAGUUUGUCAGCAAACAGCACAGCGGCGACAGUGGGGAUGCUCCAGCUGAUAUCCUGUAUGAGAAUGAGGGCACCACAGGACCUGUCAGGACAGUUUCUGGAAAGUCGACAAAGAGCGGUGGCGCAGAGACAGAGCCUCGGGCUCAUAGGCUACAGCGCCAAGAUGCUCGCAGUCGCAAAACCUUCAAGAUCAAGUCCCACAAGACUAAGACGACAAGCGUACGCCGUUUUAUGUCACGACGAGGUCGAACUGCUGGACUCGACCUGGACGACACAGACUGCAGCAGUCGGGAGCAGUCUCCUGCUCGAAACUUCAUGGACGGUGUCUGGUCAGGCAACCGACAAUCACUCAGUCGUCAUGACAACCAUCCACCAAUGGCACGCUCUGUGGAGACAAUCCCCGAGGCAGUUGAAGUGAAGCCCAGUAGCCGACCUCGGUACGUCCAGAGAUCCAAGUCACAUGAUGACCCUUCCCACGACAUCCAAGCCCCGAUUGGUUCAGCGCGUGGAAGGAUUGCUCGCCAGGGAGCGCGUAUAAUCCGAUCGCGAUCGCCGUCUGCCAGUCCAACAAGGGCCGCCAAAUCGCCAGUUGCUCAAACCUACGUCUUCCGCUGCGAAUCGCAGGAGUCCAUCACAACUAACGAGAACUCAGCUCUUCUGAGAGAUGAGGAGAGAAAGUCGCAGGCUUCGCUGUGUAUUUAUUUUGAUGGCACUGAAGUGCAGGACACAAUUGUGUGAUUGUUUGUCCUGGAUUCUAAUGGAUUAAACAUUUCAUUGUAUGUGGUUCAUGUGAUUUUUGCGGAUAUUUUGUUGAGGUUUUCCGGAUAUGAUUGGUUGAUCAUGUGAACACUCACAAUUGAGAAAGAGCGAUAGAAUUUCAACAUUUGUUUCCCUUUUAAAUUGCCAAAUAUACUACUGUAAUUCUUCAACAUUUUCACAUGUUGGCAAGGUGUUUAUUCAGACAUAUUCUAAAGGUCUCCACAGUAUGGCUGGAAGAUUGUUGAUGUGGCGUCAAUUCUGGCACUAUUUUGUGUUGACUGAUAAAAUUAUACUUUUUGUAACGCUCUGAAAUUGGCCAAUAUCCAACCAGUUUGUCUCCAAAAUCAAAUUAUAAAUGUUCGUAAAUUGCGCUGAAAGUUGCUCUUUCAUAUGCGAAAUGGGUGAAGAACAAGGGUGAUACAGUGUGCCAACAAGGUUCUGUUUAAAGGAAAUAUAUACCCGUAUUUUUAUCAUUUUACCUAUGGCCAACAACUCAAGCUGAUACAUCGUUGCAGAUAACACACUGUUAUCUCUGUUUAUUACACAUGACCUAAAACUUUGUCCAUCACCAAACUACUCAUUUUUUUUUUCAUUCUGAGAGUUCUGUUAUUCAGCAGGUAUCAAGCCUUAUACAAGAUGUACCACUUAUACCAGAUUUGUCCCCCAGCAACAUUGUAAUAAGGGACAGGUAUAUAUAAACUGACUUGGUUUAGUACUCAUAUGUAACAUAGGCCUCUGGACAUGUUUAAUGUUUUCAGGCCCUGAGAUCAUGAAACGGUUUUAAACUUAUGUCAGACUUGUCUUAACUUCAAAAGUGUUUACUGCUCUCAAAUUUUUGCUUACCGUAAACAGUUUUUGUUUUAGUACUUUAAGAGUGUUCGUUAACUUACGUGACAGAUUUGGAAAUUAUCACUUAAGUUCAAAGAUAAGCUAUAGAUUAUGUAUUUAUCAAGCAAAUAUCACUUAAGCCUUAAGACGUUUGAUAAAUAUGGGCCAAGGAAGUAAAUUCUAUGUCUGACUUAAGACUAAUACUGCUUUGUGAUCCUGUUGGCUGCAAUGAGAACAUGCACAUUUAAUGUGUAUAUAUGGUUUAAAAACAGGGGGGAGCUUUUAUUUGUUCUUCAGUUUUUAUGGGCAUAUGCAGUAGAAUUGACUGAUUCUCUCUGGUGUUGUUUUCCCAGAUGCUACAAUAAUAGUUUUAACGCAUAAAAUUUCGACAACUGCAUUUUUAGAGGGAAAUAAAUGUCAAAAACAUUAUUUUUGUUGCUGAAGCAAUAAAAUAUCACCCCAUGUUCCAUGCAAACCUCAAAACACCUUUGUAAAAUCAGUAGAUCUCUCAGAAUCAGAAUGGGCAAGUUUGUCAUGGAUGAAUUUUAUGGUCAUUUGGGUAAAUACAACAAUGGAGGUUUGAGGUCGAUUACACAAAACCAGUUUUGACUUAAUAAGUCAACAUUUAAAGUGGAAUUUAAAUGCUUUUUUUUAAGACCGUACAAGUCAAAAUUUGGAAAGCUGAAUUAAGCAUUAUGUUAGGACAAGUGUGUCAAAAUUCCACCACAGAGGCCGUAACCUGUACAUGUGUAUUAUGUUGAAGUUUAUGUUUUGAUUUAAAAUUUUGAGUUCAGACCAAAAUUCACUUUGUGGAACUGAAUUUAAACCUAAAAAUUCUUCUCUAUUUUU